GUCUUGCACAGGUAUACCGGCUUCUCCCCUUCAGUCUUGCACAGGUAUACCGGCUCCUCCCCUUCAGUCUUGCACAGGUAUACCGGCUCCUCCCCUUCAGUCUUGCACAGGUAUACCGGCUCCUCCCCUUUAGUCUUGCACAGGUGCACUGGCUCCUCCCCUUUAGUCUUGCACAGGUGCACUGGCUCCUCCCCUUUAGUCUUGCACAGGUGCACUGGCUCCUCCCCUUUAGUCUUGCACGGGUAUACCGGCUCCUCCCCUUCAGUCUUGCACGGGUAUACCGGCUCCUCCCCUUCAGUCUUGCUCAGGUGUACCGGCUCCUCCCCUUCAGUCUUGCUCAGGUGUACCGGCUCCUCCCCUUCAGUCUUGUACAGGUGUACCGGCUCCUCCCCUUCAGUCUUGCACAGGUGUACCGGCUCCUCCCCUUCAGUCUUGCACAGGUGUACCGGCUCCUCCCCUUCAGUCUUGCACAGGUGUACCGGCUCCUCUCCUGGACUAGAAUGGCUUCCUCUGAUGUCACUGCACACUGACAUCCAGCAUCAUCUAGCCCUUUCCUCCCCUGGCCCGCCU
Molecule: messenger RNA, 570 nt
Organism: Staurois parvus
Lineage: Eukaryota; Metazoa; Chordata; Amphibia; Anura; Ranidae
Source: the annotation of a GenBank genome assembly